AUGGAUAAUAACACAAUUAAAGCGAAUAGGUCCGCCUUCUCCAUAGACAAUAUUCUGGAGCAUAAAACACAGGCAACAGAAGUGAUCAAAAAACCACAAGCUCAGACGCCAACACAGUCGAGUCCUUGCACAGCCUUUGCGCCGCCAGCUGGCUCCCCUGUUCAGUCUAUAUACGAUCUGUCCGCACAGUAUGCGCUAAAAAAUCUGGAGUCCGGGUCGGGCACUUUGUUAUCUCCGACAACGGUGCGCUUCAAUCCCGUCUACUCAGAUCCCGCCUCGUUGUUCUAUCAGCAGAUGCUAAAUCUACAGAAGAAUUCUUCGCUCUUCAUGCCGCAUUUCCAAGCCGCAGCGGUGGCAGCGGCUGCCGCAGCACAACCAGCCGCCUAUUGUGAUCAAUACAGUCCGUUCCUAGACUGCGAAGGUUUCAGCAAUCCGGCCACCGCAGCUGCUGCUCUCUACUGCAAUGCGGCAUAUCCGGCUGCCAGCUUUUAUAUGUCGAACUUUGGCGUGAAGCGGAAGGGCGGUCAAAUCCGUUUCACGUCGCAACAGACGAAAAAUCUCGAAAAUCGCUUUGCCAGCUCCAAGUACUUGUCGCCCGAGGAGCGCCGGCAUCUGGCGCUGCAACUGAAGCUGACGGAUCGCCAGGUGAAGACCUGGUUUCAGAACAGACGCGCCAAAUGGCGAAGGGCGAAUCAAACGAAGCGGCAAUCGAAUCAAGCCACUGCCACGCCCACGACGAACAGCAGCAGCGCCUACGCGCAGUCUGGGGCGGGGAGAGGGGCGCACAGCGAGGACGAGGAUCGUAUGUACCUCUCAGCGGACGAGGAGGACGACGAGGAUGAUGAGGAGAGCAAUGAAGAAGACGUUGCCCAGCACGUGGCAACGUGA
Drosophila hydei is the source of this 888-nucleotide messenger RNA. It is a transcript of the gene HHEX, whose product is annotated as homeobox protein Hox-A7. The transcript has 2 exons. The record is from RefSeq and is a predicted model, not a curated record. The coding region runs from base 1 to 888 and encodes 295 amino acids. Gene Ontology annotation, molecular function: DNA-binding transcription factor activity, RNA polymerase II-specific; RNA polymerase II cis-regulatory region sequence-specific DNA binding. Gene Ontology annotation, biological process: cell differentiation; regulation of transcription by RNA polymerase II. Lineage: Eukaryota; Metazoa; Arthropoda; Insecta; Diptera; Drosophilidae.